GCCCUGGAAUGAAGAGAUGCUGGAUACAGCGUGCAGACUGGUUUUGAAUGAAGUCACCCUUCCAGGCUCUGCUCCUGGGGGGAAGGUGGAGUUCAAGAGAACCCUCAUCAUCAGCUUCCUCUUCAAGUUCUACCUGGAGGUGUCACAGGGUUUGAAGAGGAUGGACCCAGGUCACUAUCUUAGCCUGGCAGACAGGUAUGAGAGUGCUUUAGAAGAUCUUCAUUCAAAACAUUAUUGGAGAACAUUAACCCACCAGAAUGUAGACCCAAAGCAGCUUCCUCAAGACCCAAUUGGGCGUCCCGUCAUGCACCUUUCUGGUAUUAAGCAUGCCACCGGUGAGGCCAUCUACUGUGAUGACAUGCCUGCAGUGGACCAGGAGCUUUUCCUGACUUUUGUAACCAGUUCAAGAGCACAUGCUAAGAUUGUGUCCAUAGACCUGUCGGAGGCGCUCAGCCUGCCAGGCGUGGUGGACAUCAUUACUGCAGAUCAACUUCAGGAAGCAAACACCUUCGACACAGAGACAUUCCUGGCCACAGAUGAGGUACACUGUGUGGGUCAUCUUGUCUGUGCAGUGAUUGCAGAUUCUGAGACGCACGCAAAACAAGCUGCAAAGCGAGUGAAGAUUGUCUACCAAGACUUGGAGCCUCUGAUCCUAACUAUUGAGGAAGCUAUACAAAACAAGUCCUUCUAUGGAUCAGAAAGGAAACUGCAGUGUGGGGAUAUUGAUGAAGCAUUUAAAACGGUUGAUCAAAUUCUUGAAGGUGAAAUACAUAUAGGCGGUCAGGAACAUUUUUAUAUGGAAACCCAAAGCAUGCUUGUUGUCCCCAAGGGAGAGGAUGGAGAAAUUGAUGUCUACGUGUCCACACAGUUUCCCAGAUACAUCCAGGAAGUAGUUGCCUCUACCUUGAAGCUCUCAGUCAACAAGGUCAUGUGUCAUGUAAGGCGAGUUGGUGGGGCCUUUGGAGGAAAGGUGGGCAAAACCAGCGUCAUGGCAGCCAUCACUGCAUUUGCUGCCAGCAAACAUGGCCGUGCAGUCCGCUGCAUUCUGGAAAGAGGAGAAGACAUGUUAAUAACUGGAGGCCGCCACCCUUACCUUGGGAAGUAUAAAGUUGGAUUCAUGAAUGAUGGCAAAAUCUUGGCCUUGGAUAUGGAACAUUACUGCAAUGCAGGGAGCUCCCUGGAUGAGUCAUUAUGGGUGAUAGAAAUGGGACUUCUGAAGAUGGACAAUGGUUACAAGUUUCCCAACCUUCGCUGCCGGGGCUGGGCCUGCAAAACCAACCUUCCAUCCAACACGGCUUUACGUGGGUUUGGCUUUCCUCAGGCAGGGCUGGUCACCGAAGUCUGUAUCACAGAAGUUGCAGUCAAAUGUGGGCUGUCCCCUGAGCAGGUUCGGACCAUCAAUAUGUACACGCACAUCCAUAAAACCCCCUACAAGCAGGAGAUCAAUGCCAAGGCCCUCACUGAGUGCUGGAGAGAAUGCAUGGCCAAGUCUUCCUACUCAAUGAGGAAAACAGCUGUAGGGAAAUUCAAUGCAGAGAAUUCCUGGAAGAAGAAGGGGCUGGCCAUGAUCCCCCUGAAGUUUCCUGUGGGUAUUGGAUCAGUAGCCAUGGGACAGGCAGCCGCUCUGGUUCACAUUUAUCUCGAUGGCUCUGCACUGGUCACUCAUGGUGGGAUUGAGAUGGGGCAAGGUGUCCACACUAAAAUGAUUCAGGUGGUCAGCCGCGAAUUAAAGAUGCCGAUGUCCAGUAUCCACCUGCGUGGGACAAGCACAGAAACUGUCCCCAACACAAAUCCCUCUGGAGGGUCUGUGGUGGCAGAUCUCAAUGGGUUGGCAGUAAAGGAUGCCUGCCAGACUCUUCUAAAACGCCUUGAACCCAUCAUAAACAAGAAUCCUCGUGGAACUUGGAAAGAUUGGGCGCAGACUGCUUUUGACCAGAGCAUCAGUCUCUCGGCUGUUGGCUAUUUCAGGGGUUAUGAGUCGGACAUAGACUGGGAGAAAGGGGAAGGCCAUCCCUUUGAGUAUUUUGUGUAUGGAGCUGCCUGCUCAGAGGUUGAAAUAGAUUGCCUGACUGGGGACCACAAGACUAUCAGAACGGACAUUGUGAUGGAUGUUGGACACAGUAUAAACCCAGCCCUUGACAUAGGCCAGAUUGAAGGCGCGUUUAUUCAAGGAAUGGGACUCUACACCAUAGAGGAGCUGAGUUACUCUCCCCAGGGCGUUCUGUACAGCCGUGGCCCAAGCCAGUACAAAAUCCCUGCUGUCUGUGAUGUCCCCACAGAGAUGCACAUUUCUUUCCUGCCCCCAUCUGAACACUCAAACACCCUGUAUUCAUCUAAGGGUCUGGGAGAGUCUGGGUUGUUCCUGGGAUGUUCGGUAUUUUUUGCCAUCCGUGAUGCAGUGAGCGCAGCACGAGAGGAGAGAGGCAUAUCUGGACCAUUGAGGCUCAACAGUCCACUGACUCCAGAGAAGAUCCGAAUGGCCUGUGAAGAUAAGUUCACAAAAAUGAUUCCGAGAGAUGAACCUGGAUCCUUUGUUCCCUGGAACAUACCUGUGUGAGCCAAAUGCAAGCUUCUGGAGAGACUGGCUCAGCUCCACUGCAGAAUGUAACUCCUGGUCUGUCUGCUGGAAGGAAGAUACUAACUAUGAAAGCCAGAUAAUCACAGUCCAGAAUCAACCAUAGCAUUGCUUUUCAUGAAGCUGAUUUGGAGAUUACUCCAGACACACCUAAACAAUUAUAAGUCAUAUUUUAAAUUGCACAAAUAUUAAAUUAUUUCCUUUUAGGAGAGAAUUUAUAAUUCUGUCCCUUGGAUCUGUCCAGCUAAAUAUAACACCUUGUCUGUGCCUCACUUUUGGUUUGUAUACACCAGCAAAAACUAUACUAAUUAUUGAAUGAGUAUGUUAUAAAUAAUUUCUUUCCUAUUGUGAA
Cricetulus griseus (Chinese hamster) is the source of this 2927-nucleotide messenger RNA. The record is from RefSeq and is a predicted model, not a curated record. NCBI's taxonomy places the organism in Eukaryota, Metazoa, Chordata, Mammalia, Rodentia, Cricetidae.